This is a messenger RNA of Ceratosolen solmsi marchali, 2524 nucleotides long. RefSeq names its product hybrid signal transduction histidine kinase M. Gene Ontology annotation, biological process: sensory perception of sound. Lineage: Eukaryota; Metazoa; Arthropoda; Insecta; Hymenoptera; Agaonidae. The record is from RefSeq and is a predicted model, not a curated record. Bases 1 to 2289 code for a protein of 762 amino acids. The transcript is spliced from 4 exons.
AUGAGCGUAUCGCCGGUACUGACGGUCCAUCAGUCGGGCAUCAGUCAUCAAUCUCACGAAUUUAUACCCAAUAGCAAAGAGCAUGGAUCUGAGGCGCAGCAAACAAUCUUAACUCUAACUACCGACGAUAGUUAUACUAACAGCGUAACAAAAAUACAAGCCUUCUCUCACGAAGAUACGAAUACUGCAGCUUGUGAAGCAACGGUAUUUGUUGGAAAUAACUUUUCCGAUGUAGAUAUACAUACAGAAGUUAGUAAUAUCGCUUCAGAAGUUCAGUCUGAGAAGAGCGGAUAUGAAUCGAUUGUCAAAUCCGUUGUUAGUAGUACUGAAUGUCUCACUCAACAAAAUUGUAGUAUGAAAAAACCGGCUCACGUAGUUAAAAUUAAAAUUAAUCCAAAGUGUGAUAACAAUAUUAGUAAAGUUAUAUCAGCUGUAACACUUAAUCAUGAUGAGGUUUCAUCAGUAUACAAUUUUCAAACCAGUAGCAUCAGUAACGACAAAUCUAGCAACACAGUUUAUGCCAAUAAUAACAAUGGGAUGAAUGAUAAUGAAACUGAUGACAAUGAACGCACUAAUAGCAACAGCAACAUUUUUGUAAAUGAUAAUAAUAAAAAUACACCCAUGAAUACCGAACCUUACACAAAAAUCAAUAUCGGAAGUAACAGUUCUAAUUCUUCGAGCAGUGAAUGUAUUUCUGACAAACUUCUUCAAAAUAACGUAAAUAUUAUUUCUGAAAAUGCAAAGGAUAGAGAAAUAGUUCAUCAAAAGUCCUGCAGUAAUCUACCAGAACCAUUAAAUACUACUCGUUCUUCUGGUUCAUGUUUCUAUUAUAACAGUCCACUAAAUAUGAUGGUGAUAUCAAGCGGUCAGAGUUCACCUUCUGAAACCCUUGAUAGUGGCACUUGUAGUGAUUUAGAUGGCACACCUCCACCUUUACCUAAAAAAAAUGCUUCCAAUACAGGUAUUACGAGGUUAUCAACUACUACUACUAGCAAUACUUUAGCUAGUCACAGCUAUCAUUUACAUCAACGCCACGACAGGACUGGAAGUUUGACAAGCAGUGGAGCCGAAGUAGAUAGUGAUGAUAACGAAAGUAGUAUUAGCUGUGAUUCAUUAAACAGUCUCGAAGUUCCAUUAAGUGGUACUGUAAAAUUUCGUGCUUCAAGAAGCUUAGAGCUAGGGACAGUCAAACAAUAUCGUAUAGAUAAGGGAAAUUCAAUAAAGAAUAAAAAGGAUGUCAUUAAAAAUGUAACAUCUAUAAAUGACGCUACAAGCAUUAAUGAAUACUUAGAUAAUUCUGAGUUAAAUAAUUCAAAGAAAGAAUCUUUCAAUUAUAAUAAGCCUUCAAAAAAAAUUCCGUUAAAUUCAGGAACGGUAAAAUUACUGAAAACUUCAACAAUGCCAAUAAUCAAUAGCUCAGACAUUAUAAAUAUGAAGUCAUCUUCUACAUAUCCAACUGACUCAAUAUUAGGGAGGGUAAAUGAGUGUACCUAUGAAGAUCGGCAACGUAAACAAGAGAGUAAUAUUAAUAAUGUUAUUGUUACGAUUGAAGGGCUGCCUAAUGAUAAUCCGUCCAUUGCUAAUUAUGUGUAUGAGGAUGAUCGGUAUUAUAAAUUUCACAUAAACGAGCGAGAAGAGUCGCUUAAGAACAUAGAUAGUAAUAAGGAAAAAAUCAUGGAGAAUGACGAUGAAUGUUUCGCUGGUUACAAGAUCCUUGAAAGGGAAGCCAUUCGCAGUGCCAAGGGGACCGUUCGCGGUGUCAAAAAUCGCGUGCGCGCGGGUAUAGCUACAUUUCUUCAGAAGCCUUCUAGUAAGAAUUACAAAAUAAAAGAUGCUGGAAAAGUAGUUGUAUAUACAACAACUAUGGGUAUUGUAAGAGAGACAUAUUACCGUUGCGUGUUAGUCAAACAGAUCCUUAGGACACACAUGGUGAAGUACGAGGAACGGGAUCUGUAUAUGUCAGCCGAGUCACAGACCGAACUUCGAGAUCGUAUUGGCUGCUCAGCCAUACAAGUGCCACAACUUUUUAUUGACGGUCAAUAUAUUGGGGAUGCUGAUAUCGUGGAACAAUUGAACGAGUCUGGUGAAUUACGCUUAAUGCUGAAACCUUACAAAAGCUUAGAUGCCUGCAAUACGUGCAAAGUAUGUGGAGGUUAUUGUCUACUGCCUUGUCCUGUUUGCAAUGGUAGUAAGAAAUCAAUGCACCGCAACGAUUUUACAACGGAAUUCGUAGCUUUGAAAUGCAUGAAUUGUGAUGAAGUAGGACUCGUUCGAUGUCAACACUGCUGAAUGGAUAAAUGCAAGCAUAAUUCUGGAACAACUGUUAUAAUAUGCUGAAAUAAUGAAGAAUGAGAGCGGAGAGUCAUUUUUUAAGCGCUUUAUGAUCCAAUAAAUUCUCGGUCACGGUGUUUUAACGACGUGUAAUCGUGCGAGUAAGCAGAUCAGAUACACGUUUGUGCGUAUUAGAAAAUGUUUUUGCCAAAAUACAGAACUUCAGAAACCACAAAAUGAAUGUUAACUCUUA